Messenger RNA from Podarcis muralis (Common wall lizard), 2202 nucleotides. The record is from RefSeq and is a predicted model, not a curated record. NCBI's taxonomy places the organism in Eukaryota, Metazoa, Chordata, Lepidosauria, Squamata, Lacertidae.
CUUAGCAACCGGCGCGUGGCCGAGCCUGAGGGGGGGAAAAAGAGCGGUUGACCAGGUCGGUGUGUUGGAGGGGCGAGGGAGAGAAACGUCGCGGGAGGCAGAUCAGUGAAGCAUCCUUCCAUACUGAAGAUAACGAAAUCAUCAUUGCCUCCAGUUCCAUGAUGCAAACAAAGUAUAGCAAGGGGAGUUCCUCCAAACGAGACUCUGUAGCACUUACCGCCGUGGCAUUACAAGAUCACAUUUUACAUAAUCUUCAGCUGCAGAAUCUUUCAUUAGCAGAUCCUUUUAAGUCAAAGACACAGAGUAAAAAGAAUUCAUACAAACCUGUGAAGAAGGAGACAGUCAGAGCAGUAGUUGAUACUGGACUAAAGAAAACAAGCAGGCACCAACAAAAAAAUGAAGAUCCAGAAAAGGAGUAUGUUCUUGAUCCUUGUCCUCAGCCUCUCACGUUAGCUCAGCAACUUGGGUUGGUGGAACCUCCUGCCAUGCCACUAACCACUGAGGAAUGGGAGCAUGUGAAACAACGAUCCAUAAAACAAGGAGAUUCAGUUCAACCUUGUGCCAUAUGCAGAGAAGAAUUUGCACUUCAGCCACAGGUGUUGCUGUCAUGUUCUCAUGUGUUUCACAAAGCAUGCCUGAAAGCUUUUGAAAGAUUUGCAGGUAAAAAGACCUGUCCAAUGUGUAGAAAGAUCCAGUAUCAGACCCGAGUAAUUCAUGAUGGAGCACGCCUAUUUAAAAUAAAGUGUGCUACAAGAAUUCAAGCUUUUUGGCGGGGGCAUAUUGUUAGGAAAUGGUAUAAAAAGCUAAGAAAAACAGUGCCUCCAAAAGAUGCCAAAUUAAGAAAAAAAUUCUUUGAAGAAAAGCCAGGAAGUUCUCAGGAAGUUGCAAAUAGCCAUGGAAGGAACUGCAGUUGAUCCAUGGGCUGCUUUUGGGGGGAAAGGCCUUAUUAAGAGGACCAGAAUGCAGGACAGUACUUUAUACCCUCAAUGUGAAUAUGGUCUACACACUGUCCUUGAGCAAAGAGUGAGAAGGCAUCCCUUUCCCCCCUCUGUCCUGGUCUAGAGCAGAAUUCAGUUGACAAGAGAAAAUGAAGGAGUGUUCCAGCAACACUCCUGAGACUAGGAAAGUUGGCAUUUGUGUAAUUUGUUAUCUUCUGUAUAUAUGAACAGGUCUUUUCUCAUGGACUUAAUGCUAUGCCAGGAGUGGAGUAUGAAACACCUGCAACUCACUUUGCUCCAUCCAUUCAGCUUGCUAGGUUUGAUGGACAGAUAGGUAGUAAUAACCAACCAUCCUCUACAUGGACACUUGGUGUAAUAAACUUAGCUAUUUAUAUAUUAUUAAUAUAUUUAAUAUUUAAUAUUAAUAUAUUUAAGGGAUUUGAACCCCACUUUCCACUAUACAAUAUGUCUCAAAGCUAUGAACAAGCCUUGUGCCCCCUUAUGCUCUUCUCUCUUUGUGUCAACAAGCAAGCAUACCAGAAAGUCAUUGGUAAAUUAUAUUUUCCUUUCUGUCAGAAAAUCUAUAGUUAAUGGCUUUAGAGCAAGCUAGGAUAUCAAGCUGCAUUUUGAAGUUGGCUUCAUAUUUUGGCUUUUUCCAAAGCAGUUAACUGUAGUUUCCUGAUUUGAAAGUGAUAUAGAAAAUGGAUAGAGAAACAAUAAUUAACUGAUGACUUCCUGGUAUGUUUGCUUGCUCACAAAAGUGGGGGAGUGAAGUGGCUGUAUUUGGGGACACAAGACUUGUUCAUAUCUCUGCUACUUAUGCAAAGAUACAAGAAUUUAAACACAGGUACUGCCUUCCAACCAGCCCCUCCCAGUCCCUUACCACUUAAUCUGUUCCAUGAAAUCAUGAUGUUGCCAUUGUUGGAUACAUUCAUGCAGGACCAAAAGAAUGACACAAAUCAAGAGCAUGUGUCCUUAUCAGCAUCAUCUGUGUUGCUCACAUUACUUAUCUACAAGUACCUACUGAUAGAUUCAGCAACUUCGAAGAUAAAAAACAUAGCCUGCAGAAACAACAAGAUGGCUUUCAUAGUUAAAGAGAAACUUGGUUUAUUCAUAUGUUUUAUCAUUUAUAAUUCAAGCACCCAUGAAGAUGCACACAGAUUUCCAUUAGAUAUAUACAAAAAUAAUGUAGUAUUUUACUAGCAAGUGAAAGUUAUGGCUGAUUCUGCACGCUAUUAAUCACUGUAGGUUCAAAGCUAUCCAG